Schistosoma curassoni is the source of this 3039-nucleotide messenger RNA. Lineage: Eukaryota; Metazoa; Platyhelminthes; Trematoda; Strigeidida; Schistosomatidae. The record is from the annotation of a GenBank genome assembly.
AUGGUCCCAUUCAACUUGGGAAAUCUUGACAGUUUUGGAAAAAAACCUAUAAUUGAGCGUGUAAUUGAUUUAGCCAAGCUCUACCUUUUUCAGGAUGAGCGUACUCAAGAAGCAGCUGCUUUCCUUCUUGCGCAUACUGUUACCCGACCAGAUGCACUUCAUGCCCAGCUACCAUCAGUAAUUUCGUUUGCAAUUAAAAAUCUAGGCUUUACUGAUGUUAUCAACGUACAAGACGAAAAGCGAGUAUGCGGCACCCUCAGAAGUAUAGCUAAUAUAUGUAAACUCGGAAGCCGCGCUGAAUUGUUACCUUAUGCGAGUGAUCUUUUGGGUGCAGUACUUCAGUUGCCUGGAGAUUCUUCUAAGGGGAUUCUUUUAUGUCGUCUUGAAACGAAAGUUUUACAACGAAUUUGUUUGUUAUUUUGCCCACCAAUAAAUACAACAUGGCAGUAUCAACGAGGAUGUCGAUCACUACAAGACAACUUAGAAUCUCUUUUGAUGAAUCAUGACAACAAAGAUUCUUUAGUCUCUGCAAAAGUUGCUGAUCAUUCGUUAUACACAGGUUUUCAAAAUAAUAUCUCAAGUGAUAUUUCUGGGGAUUGUUCAUUAACUAUGAACUAUGAAUUGUCCAACACAGACGAAGUUGCAGAAGUUAUUGAUAAACUAAUAAGCGCUUUACGCAGUCAAUUUACUGGGGUUCGUUGGUCUGCUGCCAAAGGGAUCGGACGUAUUUGUUCUCGUCUUUCCAGUUCAAUGGUAAAUGAUGUUCUAUCGGCUGUAUUGUCCUUGUGUACGAAACUCGAACCAUAUACUGCAUGGCAUGGAGCUUGUCUUGCUUUGGCUGAACUUGGCCGUCGCAGUCUUCUUUUACCAUCUAAAUUACCAGAAGUAAUCCCAGUAGUUUUACGAGCUCUGUUUUAUGAUGAGCGGUCUGGUGAUCAUAAUUAUGGAUCAAAUGUUCGAGAUGCUGGGUGUUAUGUGUGUUGGGCAUUCGCAAGGGCAUAUCAUCCUAAGGAUUUCGUGGAUUAUGUCGUUCCUAUUGCAAGCUCUCUAGUCUUGGUUAGCCUAUUCGACCGAGAGGUUAGUGUACGUCGAGCAGCGUCUGCUGCAUUUCAAGAGAACGUGGGUAGGCAGGGUCAUUUUCCACAUGGAAUUGAAGUCCUCACUACAUGUGAUUAUUUCAGUGUGGGAAAUCGUGCUCACUGUUACCUUCAGUUGAGUGUGUCUGUAGCUAAAUUUAAAGAAUAUGUAGAACCUAUGAUUGGUCAUUUGGUCAAUGUUCGUCUUGGACAUUGGGAUGAUUCAAUCAGAUAUCUGGCUGCUUGUGCUUUAGGCAAACUAUACAUAGCUGAUCCUGAUUACAUGAUGGAAGUUGUCUUGCCUCAGAUCAUCAAUGGUUCAAUUAAAUCUACUCUACACAAUCAACAAGGGUGUAUAUUUGGAACAGGUGAAUUGUUAUGUGCAUCAUCCAGUUAUGUUAUAAAUGAGGAAAAUCUACUCAAGAUUAAGGAAAUUGUUCCAGCACUUAAAAGAGCGAACAAAUUUCGUGGUCUAAGUGGUGAAUUAAUUCGAAAAGCAACUGCUCAUUUUAUUCAGAAGUGUGCAAUGGCCAGAUUACCGUUUCAUGAUGAUCCAAUUAUUGAAGUUUGGCGUGAAUUCUUGGAUGAUUGUGUCGGACAUAAAAAUCCUGAAGUACAGAAAGCUACUGUGAAUGCAUAUCCCCACUUUUUAUCAACUUAUUUGUACAACCGAAAUGGUGAACUGAAAUUAGGCUAUAAAGAUUUAUUGUACAGGAAUUUUUUACUUCAUUUAAAUACUAAUUCUGAAUCGGAACUUUCCGGUUAUUUACAAAUUAUUGGUGCAGCUCCGAGUAGUUUGUAUUGUGGACAUGUUGCUGACUUACUGGAUACUGUCACUAGUGCUUGUAAAUCGACUUCAAAGACAAAAUUCUGGGUUGAUUCUCGCGGAUCCGCAUUAAAAGCUCUUGUUCAGAUCAUAAAAAGUCUUGGGGCUCAUCACUCGGAAUUAAAUGUUACCCUUUUGAAAUCUACUUGUUAUAUUUUACUCCAAUCUAUAUCCGAUUAUACAAUGGAUUCACGUGGGGAUGUAGGUUCUCUUGUUCGCGAAGUUGGAAUGAAAUGUUUGGACUCAUAUAUUGAGUUUCUUGUAAAUAAUCAAUACAAAGAUCUAAUUACAUCAGACAUGAUUGAAGAAGUGAUGACUAGCAUUGCACAACAAGCUGUUGAAAAAAUCGAUCGGACGCGAGAUGUAGCUGGUCAAGUGUUCGCUCAUUUACUCCAUCAUGAUCCUCCUAUCGAACACAUUCCUCAUUUUGAAGAACUGAAACAAAUUUUCCCAAAAUCUGAUUGUAAUGAUAUGAUAUGGAAUUCGGCCAAUUCAACAUUUCAUCGUUUUACGAAAUUUGUCGGUGGUCUGACAGAAUUAACAAUUCGGUGUAGCACUUCAGCUUUAAGUGCAUAUUUUCUUGAUCAUGAAUCAGAUCAGCUGUUUAUUGUGGAAGUGUUAAAGAUUGUUGAACAGAUUCUGCAAUCGUUUCGACAAGAAGAGAGGAUUGUUAUUCCUCUUUUUAAAUUUUUGGAUUUUUUACUGAAUGAUCCGAUUGUCAACUCAACAGUUGAUCCAAACAGUCCAAUUCUUUUACAAUUAACGGAAAGUGUAUGGAAUGAAACCAAACUAAAUAAAGAUGUACAACGUAUUAAAGCUGCUAUCGAUGUAUUUGGUGGGAUGUUACAAUUCACUGGGCCUGUUCGAAAGCGAUCUCUAUCGUUAAUGAUGGUCAUGUUGGGAUCUCGUUACCCAAUUAUUCGUAAGACAACCGCAACAGAAUUGUAUGAAGGUUUACUGGUUUAUGAGUUAUGUUCAUCUGAGUUAUUAGAUCAAGUAUCAUCCAUACUUACUGAAACCAUCUGGGAAGGUGAUAUUGAAGUAGUCAGACCAAUUCGUAAUCAACUUUGUGAAUUAUUUCAAGUUCCUGUACCAAGAAUAGCGAGUAACACUCAGAACCAUACAUCACCAGCUUGA